Molecule: messenger RNA, 1528 nt
Organism: Ricinus communis (castor bean)
Lineage: Eukaryota; Viridiplantae; Streptophyta; Magnoliopsida; Malpighiales; Euphorbiaceae
Product: COP9 signalosome complex subunit 6a
Exons: 9
Coding region: 132-1088 (318 amino acids)
Biological process (GO): protein deneddylation
Cellular component (GO): COP9 signalosome
Molecular function (GO): protein binding; metallopeptidase activity
Source: RefSeq, a predicted model, not a curated record
GUAUUAGUAAUAAUAAACCCUCGAUAUCUCCUACCAAAUAGACCGUUUAAAUCAUAAAACUCCCCUCUCUCUCUCUCUCUCACACCGACGCUGUGUCCGAUUACGACAGUAGGUAAAUUUUGAAAACGACGAUGGCGUCGUCGUCUAGCAGCGGCUUAACGUUCAAGCUACAUCCUUUAGUCAUAGUCAACAUAUCAGAUCACUACACGCGUGUCAAAUCUCAGAUGAACCCUCCCGUUACCACCACCACCAACGGAGGCAGCGAUGGCGGAGGAGAAAAUACUGUCUCAUUGGCGCCACCGAGAGUGUACGGAUGCGUAAUAGGAGUACAAAGAGGACGCACCGUUGAGAUUUUUAACAGUUUUGAACUUCUUUAUGAUCCUAUUACUCAUUCUCUUGAUCGUGCUUUUCUUGAGAAGAAGCAAGAGCUUUAUAAGAAGGUCUUUCCUCACUUUUAUAUAUUGGGUUGGUAUUCAACGGGCAGUGACGCUGAGGAAUCUGAUAUGCAUAUCCAUAAAGCUUUGAUGGAUAUUAAUGAAAGUCCUGUUUAUGUUCUACUCAAUCCUUCAAUCAAUCCUGCUCAGAAGGAUCUGCCUGUGAUUAUCUAUGAAAGUGAGCUGCAUGUCAUAGACGGAAUUCCACAACUUAUUUUUGUUCGUUCAAGUUAUACAAUUGAGACAGUGGAAGCUGAACGAAUCUCAGUUGAUCAUGUGGCGCACCUUAAGCCCUCUGAUGGAGGCUCUGCAGCAACUCAAUUGGCUGCUCAUCUUACUGGCAUACAUAGUGCGAUCAAGAUGUUAAAUAGCAGAAUUAGGGUGCUUCAUCACUAUCUUGCAGCAAUGCAAAAAGGUGAAAUUCCUUGUGAGAACUCAUUGUUAAGACAAGUUUCAAGCCUUUUGAGAAGACUGCCAGCCAUUGAAUCAGAAAAAUUUCAAGAUGAUUUCUUGAUGGAAUACAAUGAUACGUUGUUAAUCACUUACCUGGCCAUGUUUACUAACUGCUCAAGCACAAUGAAUGAGCUAGUUGACAAAUUCAACACUGCCUAUGACAGGCAUAGUCGAAGGGGUGGACGAACUGCUUUUAUCUGAAAGUUGCUAGCUCUUAUAUGGCAAUUAAUGCUUGAUUUGAUAAUCAUAUGAGAUCAAGUGCCUUUUUCUUUUCUUAUCUGUUAUUAUUUUUAUUAAUUUUUUUUUUUUUUUGGUUCCCUCUUUUUAAUGUGCAUAGCACAUAGAAGCGCAGGAAUAUAUUUCCUAACAAUUAAGAAAGAAAUAGAAAUGGAUCAGAUUUCCUGGUGCCUGUCUUCUUGGUGAGGAAAUAUAUGGUAAAAAACCAGCACUGUGAUUAUGGUGUUUGUUUAGAUUCAGGGAACUAUUUAAUUAGUAUUAUAGCUAUUUUGGUUCGCCCGACCAGUUCAGAUCAGAUCAAGUUCUUGCACAAGGGGUCAAUUAAAUUUAAGAAAGAUGUGUACUGAGCUGUCAGAUCUUCGUUUUCAAAUAUGCCUACUUCUGCUUCUUCCCUUUUUCUUUUA